Varanus komodoensis (Komodo dragon) is the source of this 4261-nucleotide messenger RNA. It is a transcript of the gene SERBP1, whose product is annotated as SERPINE1 mRNA binding protein 1. Gene Ontology annotation, cellular component: cytoplasm; nucleus. The transcript is spliced from 10 exons. Gene Ontology annotation, molecular function: mRNA 3'-UTR binding. Bases 103 to 1470 code for a protein of 455 amino acids. The record is from RefSeq and is a predicted model, not a curated record. NCBI's taxonomy places the organism in Eukaryota, Metazoa, Chordata, Lepidosauria, Squamata, Varanidae.
UUUGGGGGCCGGCCAUCUUGUGUGGGCAGCAAGCGAGCGCGCAGGGGGUGGGCCUGGAGCCUGGGCAGCAUCGGAGGAGGAUCCUACCGAGAAGCGCCCAUCAUGCCCGGACACCUGCAGGAAGGCUUCGGUUGCGUCGUUACGAACCGUUUUGACCAGCUCUUGGACGACGAAUCCGAUCCCUUCGAGGUGAUCCAGGCGGCCGAGAGCCGCAAGAAAGAAAGCAGCAGUUGCGGAGGAGGCGGCGGCGGGAGCCACCAAGGCAACCGAGGUGGCGGCGGGCAGGUGGCCCAGGCCAACUCCUCAGGCGGCGGCGGCGGCGGUUCGGGCCAGGCCGGCUCCGGUGGUGGGAGCGGCAGUGCGGCCAAGCAACUGCGCAGAGAAUCGCAAAAGGAGCGCAAGAUCCCUUUGCCGCCUUUCGCCUCCUCUUCAGGGCCUGGUGGCUCCGGGGAUCGAAGAGAGGAUGGGGGCGGGCAGCCUGGCUCCGUGCCACUCAGAAAGGAAGGGAUAAGGAGAAUUGGCAGAAGGCCUGAUCAGCAGCCACAGGGAGAAGGCAAGCCUGGUGAGAGGAGGCAGGAAAGACGGCCUCCUCGUGAACGGAGAUUUGAUAAACCUGCUGAAGAAAAAGGGGAAGGAGGAGAAUUUUCCAUUGAUAAACCCAUUAUUGAUCGUCCAGUACGUGGCCGUGGUGGCCCAGGUGGACGAGGGAGCCGUGGUGGCAGAGGACGUGGAAUGGGCAGAGGAGAUGGUUUUGACUCCCGAGGCAAACGUGAAUUUGAUAGGCAUAGUGGAAGUGACAGAUCUUCUCUUUCACAUUCACAUUUCAGUGGCUUAAAGCAUGAGGACAAGCGUGGUGGAAGCGGAUCACACAACUGGGGAACUGUCAAAGAUGAGCUAACUGACUUGGAUCAAUCAAAUGCAACGGAGGAAACACCAGAGGGAGAGGAGCAUCCACCUGCUGAUUCAGAGAAUAAAGAGAAUGAAGUAGAAGAAGUCAAGGAAGAAGGUCCUAAGGAAAUGACUCUAGAUGAAUGGAAAGCUAUUCAGAAUAAGGAUCGUGCAAAAGUUGAGUUCAACAUCCGUAAACCAAAUGAAGGUGCAGAUGGACAGUGGAAAAAAGGUUUUGUUCUUCAUAAGUCAAAGAGUGAGGAGACAAAGGGGAUGACGGAGAUGCAGGGGAGUCAGUUGGAACCAAACGAGCCUCAUGCUGAAGACUCUGGAAUAGAUCAUCAUUUCCGCAAGCCAGCAAAUGAUAUCACAUCCCAACUGGAGAUCAAUUUUGGUGAUCUUGGUCGUCCUGGGCGUGGUGGUAGAGGUGGAAGAGGAGGACGUGGGCGUGGUGGAAGGGCUAGCCGUGGAAGCAGAACUGACAAGUUGGUUAAGGAGUUUGAUGUGAUCCACACACCCAACCAGUCAAGUGCUUCUGCUCCUGACGUUGAUGAUCCAGAAGCUUUUCCAGCUCUGUCCUAAACUGGAUGCCCUAAGCCAACCCUUUGCCUCUUGUUGGGUCCUCUUCUACAAGGCUUGCAUGCUUAAGGAUCCUAAAAACAACUUAAGAAAUUAAAAAGGGGACUCUCAUUCAUACCAUUCACACCUUGAAGACUGAAUUUUACCUGUUUUGAAAAUGAACUUCUCUUGCUACACAGGAGCAACAAUAUAGUAGUCAGUUUUGUAUUUAGAAAUGUAAUGGUAGCAGGGGUGUUUUCAUUUUUUUUUUUGAAAUUAUGCAUUCUUCAUGGAUACUUUUUUUGUAUUGCUGCUUGAAAAUAUGCGUUUCCAAACUUGAAAUAUAGGUGUGAACAGUGUGUACCAGUUAAAGCUUUCACUUCAUUUUUAAUAGGGUUUUAGAUGUGUUUUCCCUGAACUACAAACAAUUUUAACUUGCACACUAUCUUUCUUCUAAUACUGCUUAGCAGAUUGUUUUCAGUCCAUGGUCAGCUGGGAUAUGUACAAAAAUAAUUUGGAAAAUUGUUAGUACUGUGUGGAAUACUAACUUCUGGAGUAUUUUGAGUUUUUAAUACUUAAAGUCAAAUUUGGAAAAGUCCAGUUUCUUCUAUCUUUGGUAGUUUGUGUAUUCAAAAUCUUUAUACAAAUUAAUAUCAGAUACUUGAAAAAUAGUUGAAGCACAUUGGUUUAUAUUCUCAAUACCUACUUGUGAAUCCAGCAGCUCUGUUUUGGAUAAUUGGUCUAAGUCAUUUAAAAAAAAAAGUUACACCUCCCGUAUUCACCCUUUUAAUCUUAGUCCCUUCCUUUUGUCUGUUCUGUAAACUUUGUUUAAAUUUGAUAAUAUUGUCGCUACCAAAAAUAUCUUGUAGCCUGGAGCAACUUUUCUUUUCAAGACAUGGGAGGUGGGCAGGGAAUGGCCUCUGUUUCUUAAUACAGUUGGUUCAAACUACAUUUGCUACUUGUCUGGCAGUGCAGUGUAUCUACACAAAAAUGCCACCUGAAUUGGAUGCAUUCAAACAUUGUUCAAUUAUCUGCAACCAUGGUUCUAAAGAAGAAACCAAAGGGCACUUUUUACUACUUGGGAGGAGGAUUGUUUGACUUAUGUAAGUUGGAGAACAAAAGAGCAUCAAAACUGGACAACUGUGGUCUCCGUGGGACAUAAACCAAACUUCACCACUUAAUUGAAAUGUGGAUUUUGCUCUGUUGCUUCAGCUUCUGAUCUCUGCUAGCUGACAAGUGAAUGUUUUAUUUUCAUAGGUUGAUUGUAAGAAAUUCUCCUUUCCACUCUAGAAUUUUCUCAGUAGUGUAAUCCCUGUGAACAGGAAUGUUACCACUUUCAAAACACGGACUUGAGCAAAUAAUAAAAAGGACUACUUAGGGGUUUUUUUGUCUGCGACAUUCAUUAGGAUGCUAGAACAGGAAUAUUCAUUUAUGUAAGGUUUUUACAUUUUGAGCAGCUUGUAGCAUUUUGGGUUCCUUAAUGAGGUAGAAAACUACAGUGAUGCCCUAUUUUUUUAAAAUCUGUACAGAGUGGGCAAAGUAUUGGAUGACUGAAUAGUAAAUUCCUUGCUUGCAGUAUUCAGCUGACUUUCAUAAUCUGAAUGUUUUCAACAUUUGUUUACAUAAGCAAAGGUUACUCUUUUAGACUUCUGGUACAUUCAGCUCUUCAGCAUUGUAGUCAGGAAGAAAGAAGCAGAUUUUUAAGUGUAUCAAAUUGAUUUUGCCCCAAAGGUUGUUUUUAAGAUGCUAAGCAUUUUGUCAGAGUUCCUUGGUGCUUUGUUUUAAGAUCUCUGAUCUUUGGAGGUAGUCAUUUUUUGGGGUCAACAGGUGCAUAUGUUCUCAGUAUGGAUUUGUUUUGUUCCCUGCCCUGUCAUCUCAUAGCAUAUGUUGGAAGAUAAUAGAUGCUGUCUGUAUCCUUAAAAAACAUUUCACAUAACCACCGUGCAAGUAUUCUGGUCCCCAAGGACAUGCCUCCUGAAUACUUCUGUGCUGCUCCUCCUAUUUCCCUUCCUUAUACUCCCCCUUUCCAGAACAAUAGUGACUCUUUCUUCUUUGGACCUUAGCCCUUUUGGCUUUAGUGUUCCUGAAAACAUGUCCUCCAUAAUGCCAGUUUAAUACUUGACACAGUUCCUUCAUCCCAUAGCACAUAUGUAUCAUAAAACAGGUUUAGAAAGACCUAACAAUGGCUCCUUUGCUGUUCUUUUAAUAGCUAUGUACUUGAUUUGUGUCAAGCUGUGAAAAACUUCCUCUGAUACUGGUGCAUAUGUUGACAAAAUAAAGAUUUAUUUUCAUGCUCUUUUAUAAAAUGUCAUAAAAGGUUGGCAUGAUUUUUUCUAAUGUAAGGCAUCUUAUUUAGUUUCUGGCUUACAAGCUGCUAAAUAAUUUGCCAGGGUAUGGGCCCCUUGUGAAUCCGUUAUCAGCAGUGGGUAUCCUUUUGCAUACUUCUAGUAUUAGCUAUUAAAUGAAUUUGACUUUAUUUCAUUUUCUCAUGCUUGCUUAUCCUUCUGUUGCACCACAGUGUUUAGGAGUGAGGCUUCUCUUAAAAUGGGCUAAUGUUGAAUAUGAAUUGAUUGACUUUUAAAGUUUGAGCAUGUAAGUUCAACUUGUAUCAAAAGACUGGCAGAAAUAUUGAGUAAAAGAAAAGAGCACAAGCCUUUCUGAGGUAAAUCCCCAAGGAUCAAAGGUAUGUUUAUUGUGAAUAUGCAUUGUCUUUCUGUUGGACAGGUACUGCAUCUUAUGAUUGGUUACGUCUUGCUCUAUGAGAUACACUUGCAUACCAUACCUGUUGACUUAAUAAAAGUAGGAUUGAUGCUUC